CUAGCAUACAUUUAGCAGUUAGUAGUGGUCGGAAGUUCUUUUCGUCAGAUGAAAAAGAAAAAAAGAAAUUAAAAAAAUGGUAUUAUAUUAACAAGUAUCAGUUACCAAUAAAUUUUCGGACUGAAUAAGAUAAAACGCAUUGUAAAAACUUUCUAUUUAUAUAAUCGACAUUGAGCUGGUGCGUCUGAUUACGUUUACUCCAAAACAAGCAGGAUUCAGUAUUGAUACUGUUGAAAAUAAAAUCGGUUUCAAGUAGAUGAUGGCACCAUCUAAAGCGAUUAAUAGCCAAAAUAAACCCGUCAUGAUGGUUAACGCAGUAAAAAAAAGUAUUACUACAAGAAAUCAAAAAGCAGCUGAUCAAAUAAAUAUAAAACCGCUCGUGACUGCUAAAGAUUUGAGGUUUAAACGAAAAGCAGACGCAUCGCCUCUCAAAGACAAAAUGAUUAAGAGAUCAGCCCUUGGAAAUAUUACAAAUGCUAUUGGAAAAUCAUUAGGUGUUCAAUUGGCUGAUCCAAAAAAAGUGGUAAAAAAAACACAAGCCAAACCGGUUAGCUCCACAUAUACACUUAGGAAUACUGAAAAAGUUAUUGUAAAGCCCAUUGCUGUAAUUGAUAAGCCCUCAUCAAAAUUAAAAAAUGUCAGCAAAGUUACAAGGACUACAAAAAAAUUAGAAGUAAAAAAAGGCAUUCCACAAAAAAGUGAAAAUCAAAAAUCAAUUGAUGUAGAAAAAUCGAACGAUAGUUCUUUGUAUGUUAGUGCACUAGAAGAUUUAUCUCAAGGAAAUGACAAAAAAAUCGAACUAAAUAUCGAUAGAAUUGAAGAAGAAACUAUAGUUCAAAAAAUAGGUAAAUCUAAAAGAACUUCUGUCAACACUCCAACCAAACAAAGUGUUGAAUAUUUAGAUAAAACACCAGUUCGACAGUUACCUUCUGGUGUUUUAUGGGACUUUGAUGUUGAAAAUUGGCGUGAUCCUUACCAAGUAUCGCAGUAUGCAAUGGAGAUAUUUGAAUACCUUAAAAGCCGAGAAAGAAAUUUUCUUAUUGGUGAUUAUAUGGAAAAACAAGUUUGUUUAUCACGAUGGAUGAGGUCUUUAUUAGUUGAUUGGAUGAUUGAAGUUCAAGAAUCAUUUGAGUUGAAUCAUGAAACUUUAUAUUUAGCUAUUAAAUUAGUCGACUUAUAUUUGACUAAGGUAACUGUAGGAAAAGAAACUUUACAAUUGUUAGGAGCAGCUAGUUUAUUUAUUGCUAGUAAAUUCGACGAAAGAAUCCCACCAAUGAUUGAGGAUUUUUUAUACAUAUGUGACGGUGCUUACAGUCAACGUGAACUUAUUAGAAUGGAGAUGAAUGUCCUAAAAAUAGUUGAUUUUGAUUUGGGGAUUCCAUUGUCCUACCGAUUUCUUCGACGAUAUGCAAGAUGCAUAAAAAUAUCAAUGCCAACUUUAACACUAGCUCGUUAUAUUUUGGAAUAUUCCUUAAUGGAUUAUGCAACAAUAAUGUUCAGUGAUAGCAAGUUAGCUUCUGCUGCUCUUUUUCUUGCUCUCCAAAUGAAAGAUCUUGGCGGAUGGACUCCAACUUUAGAAUACUAUACUGGAUACACAAUUGAUGACAUCAAGCAUAUAGUAAAUUUACUUAACCAAGGUCUUCAUAGGAAAAAUAAAGAUGCUCUAUCGACUGUUCGCAAUAAAUACAGUCACAAGAUAUUCUUCGAGGUCGCUAAAAUACCUUUAAAAGAAAGUUUAGACUUCUAGUGGAUCAUUCAAGUAUUAUUAUUAUUAAUAAUAGUAAUACUACUGUAAUCACUAUUAUUACGACUACUACUGCUAAUAGUAAUAAUAAUUAUAAUUAUAAUUGUAAUUAUAAUAACAAUACUAAUGGUGAUGAUGAUGAUGAUGAUAAUAAUAAUUAUGUUUUUAUUUGGUUGUAAAAUUACAAGGCAAUUGCAAAGCAUUGAGUAAUUUCUUUAAAUAAUUAACUGAUAAUUUCUACCAAUUUUUAUAUUAAUUUAAUAGAAAACAAUUACAUUUUGAAACUAAAAUAUAUUUUAACUAUUAAAAUAUGUCAACGCAGAGCUUUAAUUUUUUAACCACUAAGUUGAACGAAACCACACCUGCGGCAUCAGCGUAAAAACUUCUUAUGACUAUUGACGGGUCGCUAAGUGGAAGAACACCCAAAAGCGUCGAAGGGUUAAACAAUUAACAAUCAGCUAAGCUACCCAUGAAAUAUUUACUCAUAUUAUACAGAGGAGCAAUAUUUUCAAUUUUUAUUUUACCACCAAUGAAACUUAUUUUUUUUUUUCAAAGUAUUUGUAAAAAGUGUUUAAUCUAUCAUUGUAUUCAUUUCAUAAAUUUUUCAUAUGCUACGUAAUAUUGAUGAUCUAUUUUGGAUACUAGUUUAAAGAAUAUAUGUAUUU
This is a messenger RNA of Cotesia glomerata, 2409 nucleotides long. It is a transcript of the gene CycB3, whose product is annotated as G2/mitotic-specific cyclin-B3. Gene Ontology annotation, molecular function: cyclin-dependent protein serine/threonine kinase regulator activity. The transcript is spliced from 7 exons. Bases 257 to 1747 code for a protein of 496 amino acids. NCBI's taxonomy places the organism in Eukaryota, Metazoa, Arthropoda, Insecta, Hymenoptera, Braconidae. Gene Ontology annotation, biological process: regulation of cyclin-dependent protein serine/threonine kinase activity; mitotic cell cycle phase transition. Gene Ontology annotation, cellular component: nucleus; cytoplasm; centrosome. The record is from RefSeq and is a predicted model, not a curated record.